CAAACGGUUCAAGCUAGUGUCUUAUCUUUGGCCAGCUGACAUGUGCAGCAGAAUUUGUGUUGUAGUCUUUUUUAGGUCUUAAGUAUAUUCUCAAUUUGUAUCUUGAUUAUUUUGUUGAACAGAGACAGAGAACAGGUUUAUUGUUGGACUUAUGGUAUUUUGUCAGUGGUUUGAUGAGUACCAGUUUCUUUUCAAUUAACCUUACAGUGGAGAGGUCAGAAGGUCACCUGAAUUACAUCCUCGUGGUGUAACUAGUCUUGUCUGUGUGUGUUCACGGAUUGAGCUCUGCCUUGACACUUAAUGUUAAUAUUUUAAUAGUGAUUUAAGUGGGCUGUUUGCUUGGAUUUACCAUUGUUGCCCUUGGAUACAGGUAUAUUGAGCUAUUAAAAAUUGAAAAGGGGAAUUACAAUUACUACAAGCAGAGACUUGAUCUGAAUUGACUGAUCUGUCGUGUUGAGCUUGCCGAGUGAACAACUACCGCGGUGUAGAUGAUGCUGCGAUGUUCAUGUAGGGGAGGAGCAGCUUAGUGACGUUUGGUUUAGUUCUUGUUAGUGCAGUCAGAAGCAGUCUGAAGGAAGCACUCAUGUAGUCAGAAGCAGUCUAAAGGAAGCACUCAUGCAGUCAGGUGGAGCCAAGAAGUUCCUGUACACGGGUCCCAAAUCUAAGGAACAUGCAGAAGAGGACCAGAUGAACUUCUCUCCCCGGAAAUCCUCCGGCUCCUCACCUUUGGCUUUAGACCUGGAUGAGGUGUGGAGUAUCAAGAGGAAUGUCGGCAUCGGCGCGGCCCAGCAGGACAAGCUGAACCUGAACGCCAACAAGAGCUUCUACUCCCGACAUGGGGGCAUGAAAGACCCAACUGCAUCGUCAUCCAUCGCUGGUGCUGUGCCAGACAGCAUGUGGACACCUGGGAGACGCGGGUACAGCUAUUCAUCAGGAACCAAUGUCAAGGACACUCAGGGUCAGAGUUCACAAGGGCAGACAAAUAAAUGGGCCCAUGAUGAACAUGAUUUCUAACAAGUGCUAUUAUAUUAAGUAUAUGACUAAUGACCAUGAAUGGUUUGUUUAUGUUGCCUAACUUGUGUACAGAAGGAGGUUUAGUGCUGCCAGGUUCAACCUUUAUGAGUGCUUCAUCUGCUAUCUUCUUGGACUACUGUCAACUGUUAUGUUACCAUAGUUACUGCAGCUGGUGUUUGAGGAAGGUUGAGGAGGAUCACUUAUUUCUCAGACUUCACAGAUUGCAAGGUCAGGUAUCCACCUUUGUGGUCUGUUGAUGUGAAAACAAUUCUAAACAAUGUACUUAUUGCCACACACUUUACAAAGACAUUGACACGAAAGUCACGUACACAAAAGUGAAAUCAAAACAUGACUCUUAGCUUGAAAUACCUUCAUAAGAAUGCAUCUUGAUAUGUCUCUACACACCAUGAAUGUUCAGUCAUGAACCCGUCCAUGUUUCAGCAAUUUAUCUCUGCUCUGCUCUGCUGUAUCUCAUAAAUUAAGUACAACACAGUGGACUCAACUAAGAGGGAUCAUUGUAAGAUUAUAUAUGGACUCUCAAACAGUGUUCAGUGUAAGGGAGAUAACUCCUGAUCACGCUACAUAGAUACCUCUACACAUAUUAUGUUUGCAUAAUAGUAAUUGUGUCUUACAAAUCAUAUUUCCCAUGGCACUUUUACAUGUAUCUUAAACAAGCUGAAGUCUGUGAUAUCGGCAUACCAUAACUCUCUUGUUCAUUUUGUUUCAUUUUUAUUUGUGACAAAUAUGCAUCUGAGAUGCAAUGGUUUUGAAGUUUACUUUAUUUUUAAUAACGAACAUGAUGUAUCAUUUGUGAGCAGAUGCUUUGGGGAUUUUUUUAAAUCAGUGAGUGAUCCAUUUGUGCUGACCAAAGUUCUUUUAAUUUUUUCUAUUUAUUUUAUGUAGAUCCUAAAUGUCAGAAGAAGAUAGAGAUUUGGUUUGAAUGAAAACUACAACAGUUGUGAAGCACAUUCUAGGUACACCAUAUUGUGACUGUAAAACAACUAACUGGUAAACAGAACUCAGCUUGGCCUCCAUCAAUAUCCCUCAAGGUCUUCAUCACAACCAGCUGCCCAAAUCAUUUGUCCAAUGUGUCUGACUCUGGUUCAAGAAAGGGGAUUGGGAGAUAUGUUCUUGAAAUCAAGUAACGUACAAGGGGAGAGAACUCUCAGACUCAAGGUCUGGUAAGGAAAAAACCAUAUGAAUGAUAUGUUGUCUUGAUCAGAGAUACCAGAAAACUGAGCUGCUAGCAAAGAUUUUGGAAUUGGUUUACAGAUGCACUGGCACAAAAAGUAUUGAAAUGUGUUAAAAAUAUUUACCUGAAAUUUACAUGUUCACACAAAUAUGUAUAAUAGGUUAAACUGGACAGGAAGCAAAGACUGAUCAGGUGGCAACAUACAUUUUGUAAUAAAAGAAAAUAUAUUACAUUCUGAUAUAUGUUUCACAUGUACUUGUUUCCUUAGCAACCAACCUGGAACUUGUACCGGUACUAUAAAGCCAGUAAAUCUAGAACUUGUGUGGCUUAGUAGAUAGUACCAGAAGACAUGGUAGAACACCACUGUCACAGGAUACCUGUAUUUGUUAUGUGGCACAUCUUGCCAUUAUUGUUCAACAUGUUUGUAUUUUGAUACUGACAUAUGCAGAGCCCAUUUGUGUAUUGUUUUAUGUAUUUUGUGAGGAAUUUAUUCAUAUGUUGUAGCCCUGUGUAAUGUUUAUCUGUUUAUUGGUUUUUAUCAUUGUUUUGAUUGUUUUGAUAUUUAUAAAUAAUAAGGUUUAUGCAACGAGAAGUUCGGCAACGCCAUGAACACUGGAGUUAAAUACUGAGAGGGAAUAUUUUAGGGACUGUUGUAGAAAGUACUUGCAAUAGGAGUACAAUCAAUUAUCUUUUUGUCGCCCUUAUUUUGGCUGUGAACAAGCUGAAGGGGUUGUUGUCAGAUCAGAUGUACCCAUACAGAAAUGUACCCUUUCCAAAAUUGUGACACAGAAAUAUAUCUGACAUGAUACAGGGCCCUGGUGAGUGCUAUUUGGAGAUGAUGCUUGACCUCAUAUGACCUCUUUGUGGAAGAUGUAUUCUGAUGAUAAGGAAAUGCUUCUGUUACUUUUAUAGUUUAUUAUGUUCAAACAUUUUUAAUUUCCAGGAGCCAAACCACUUGUAUUUGUUUUUAUGCUGGUAUGUGGUAUAUCAUAUAGUGUUCAAGGUGUAGGGUGGUGUGUAGUCUGUUUCUACCCUUCUGAUAAACAUUGAUUAAUGGUAAUGCUCUAUGUUGUUAGAUGGUUAACAAAAUCUGGGGCCAAAAGUGGUUAUUUUAUUUUUAAUUCCAUGAAAAUGAAGUUUCUAUUUAUGAAUGAAAAGUUUUUGAAUAUGUCAUGAGUUUCAGUUUUCAACAAAAUCCUAAGUCAGAAAAUCAACAAAUGUACAUGUAAUUCCAGCAGGAUCAUCAGUUGAUCUGUGUUUUAAUUUUUGAGGAAGCAGUUAUAUGAACCCUGGGUAAUCAGUCAAGAUUUCAUUCCCCAAUCAGCUGUUAAGUAUCUUGUUGCCACUCCACUGGGCUAAGUAAGGCUCUUAGUGUCAGGCCACAUAGCAUUCUUUUAAAAUAGUUUCUUUUCUCUCAUUUAAGUAUCAGUUGGUUUUGAAGACCUCCUAACCAAAAAUAAAAAUCCUAUUUAAUGUUCUGUGUUGUAUUGACAAAUCAGCUGGUGCUUGUUGUUUCACAUUGUUAAUUGCACAUAUAACUGCACUUGAUGGAAGCAAUUGAUAAUACAGUCUCAGUAAAGCCAGAUCUCGGACCUCUCUGAGCGGAGUUCUGAGGAGACUUCCAUAGGAGCUUGGGUCUGGUGAACUUUCUAAUCAACAAUCAGAGUUGCGGAAACUAGUCUUAGUACGUGUAGGUGAAACAUCUAAACAAAGAUAUCUGAUAACUCGAUAAGAAAUAUUAUCUAGAGAAUAAUAAGGCUGUGCUGUCAUAUUGUUGUGGGUAUGUCCUGUUGUUUGUGAGCAUCAUGGUCUGCAUCCAAAAUGAUUACUAUGGAGAGUAUUUUGUGGUGUUUCCUCAGAGGUAAAAAUUUCCGAAUCAAGUCAGUAAAAUAAUGAAGCAGAUUUGUUUUGAAAGUUGAUAUCUGAUUGGCUCAUAUCAGGUAACAGAUGUCAUUGUGUUUAGGUUGGUUUACAUCUGACAUUUGUUGGAAUAAGGAAAUAAGAAAAAAGAAUAUUUUCCAUUGCUAAUAUAAUUUUUUUACUGAAACAUAACAUUUAUUGACCUUAAUGUUGAGGACUUACAAUGGCAGUUUGUUGUGUAUUCAGGGGUUCCAGUAAAUCUACUCAUGUCAUAAGGAGUGACAGGAAAUAUACACAGGAGCUGAGGCAACUUUUCACAAGUCAUUAUAGUUCACUAGUUGCUGGAAAAGAAUGGUUUAACACACACAUUGACCUCAUUGUUAGGAUAACUUCCAACUUUCUGUCCUGUUUGCAAGCAAUAAAGUAGAUAGUGUUGUGUCGUGUGUACGGAGAAUA
Molecule: messenger RNA, 4522 nt
Organism: Haliotis rubra (blacklip abalone)
Lineage: Eukaryota; Metazoa; Mollusca; Gastropoda; Lepetellida; Haliotidae
Exons: 5
Coding region: 616-1014 (132 amino acids)
Source: RefSeq, a predicted model, not a curated record